Cylindrotheca closterium is the source of this 822-nucleotide messenger RNA. Lineage: Eukaryota; Bacillariophyta; Bacillariophyceae; Bacillariales; Bacillariaceae. The record is from the annotation of a GenBank genome assembly.
AUGACUCUUUUCCCCAACAGUAGACUUGUCUAUGGAAAGGAUGACGCCUUGUUUGGGGCGAUCGAGCAACAACAAGGUGACAAGCCCUUUGGCGCAUUUUUGGACGCUGGAACCGGGAUGCAUUCCUUGCGAUGGAUGGCUACGCUAAAAAACCUGGGGAUGACUAGAUUCAAAGCCAUCACUGCAGACGAAGAAAUGCGGCGAAGAGUUCAAACAGAGGCCGACUCAUUGAACAUGUCGGAUGAUGGAGAUGUUGUCAUUGGCAACUGGUUUGGCAAUAGGCUGCCCGUUCCUGUUGAUGAAAAGUAUGAUACAAUACUGGCGGACUACCUCAUCGGAGCAAUGGAUGGUUUUUCUCCCUAUAAGCAAGACCAGAUGAUUUCAAUGCUAUCCUCUUACUUGAAUCCUGGAGGAAAGCUGUAUAUCGUCGGUCUGGAACCCAUUCCAGAUUACGCAGAUGGUGAUGGGAACAUAAUAUGCAAGGUUCGACAGAUAAGGGAUGCUUGUAUCUUGCUUGCUGGCCACAGAUGCUAUAGGGAAUAUCCAGUAGAAUGGAUUCAACGACAGGUCACUAAUAUCCCAGAGUUGACACUCCUCAAUACGACAACUUUCCCGAUACUGUAUUCGCACCAGACUAUCGUCAAUCAAAUCAACGUUGGGAGAUCAAAGUUCGAAUCUUUCCCUUCGCCAGAGCUAGCUGAAGAGAUGAAGAAAGUCUUGGAUGAUCUCGAGCGCCAAAGCUUGGCCGCCACGAGUAACAAAAAGCGUGUAAAGCUGGGCUUUGAUUAUGUUGUUACAGCUGUAAAGGCAGAAUCUACAUAA